AGAAGGAGAAUGGCAUCCCAUGGAUUGAAGUUGUCAGAUUUGUACACUCCACUGACUGAUGAUGAACUUGAUGGCAUUGUCGCAGACAUCCACAGGCAUAAUCCCAGAGCAGGGAUUAGGAUGAUCCAUGGUCUUCUUAAAUCACAGGGUGUACAUUUGCAAACCUAUCGUGUGCAAAACUCACUGCGACGAGUGGAUCCUGAGGGUGCCCUAGCACGGCAAAUAUCCAUGCAUGUGUUGAGGCGCAGGCAGUAUGCAGUCCCUGCUCCAAACAGUUUAUGGCACAUUGAUGGAAACCACAAACUAAUAAGACAGCGGAUCGUGAUACAUGCAGGAGUGGAUGGAUUCAGCAGGCUUAUUGUUUACAUUGAUGCAGCUACAAACAACAAAUCCACGACUGUUCUGGACAGUUUCAUGUCGGCUGUUGCUCAGUAUGGCUUACCAUCCCGUGUAAGGUCUGAUAAGGGUGGGGAAAAUGUUGCUGUUGCCCAUUACAUGGUGAGCCAUCUAGGAACAGGCAGGCAGUCCCACAUCACUGGACGCAGUGUGCAUAACCAAAGAAUCGAAAGAUUAUGGAGAGAUGUGUAUGGAAAUGUCCUCGACUUGUUCCAUACACUCUUUCGCAAUUUGGAAUUGGAAGGGUUUCUAAAUCCUGACAAUGAACUAGAGUUGUUUGCUCUCCACUGGAUCUAUGUUCCACAGCUUCAGCAGCACCUUCAGGCAUUCAAGGAUGCCUGGAAUCACCACAGCUUGAGGACAGAGAGAGGGCAGUCCCCCAUGCAGCUGUGGCUUAGUCAGACACGUGAGGGAAAUAAUGCUGAUCCACUUCAGGUUGCUGAUGAUUACGGCGUAGACUGGACAGGACCUCACAACCCAUACCCAGACGGUGUCACUGUACCGUACUGUACGUUCCUUUUUCUGCAGCACUGCAGGCAUACAUGGAUACAGUGA
This is a messenger RNA of Sphaeramia orbicularis (orbiculate cardinalfish), 951 nucleotides long. RefSeq lists its product as uncharacterized. Bases 10 to 951 code for a protein of 313 amino acids. The transcript has 7 exons. The record is from RefSeq and is a predicted model, not a curated record. Gene Ontology annotation, biological process: DNA integration. Gene Ontology annotation, molecular function: nucleic acid binding. Lineage: Eukaryota; Metazoa; Chordata; Actinopteri; Kurtiformes; Apogonidae.